Molecule: messenger RNA, 864 nt
Organism: Penicillium malachiteum
Lineage: Eukaryota; Fungi; Ascomycota; Eurotiomycetes; Eurotiales; Aspergillaceae
Product: SDR family NAD(P)-dependent oxidoreductase
Exons: 2
Coding region: 1-864 (287 amino acids)
Molecular function (GO): oxidoreductase activity, acting on the CH-OH group of donors, NAD or NADP as acceptor
Source: RefSeq, a predicted model, not a curated record
AUGACUGUCUCUACUGUUCGAUCCCUUGAGGGAAAGUUUGCCAUUGUCACUGGUGGAUCACGAGGAAUUGGUGCUGCUAUUGCCCGCGAUCUCGCAUCCAAGGGCUGCUCUGUCCUUGCUACCUAUACCUCUGAUUCGUCGACAAAGCCUACCGAAGAGCUCUGCGCGGAGCUUGUCGCGCAACACGGCAUCAAGGCCCACGGAGUCAAGGCAGACUUACAGUUGGAGGAGGCUGGGCCCGCUAUCAUUAAGGCUGCCCAGGAGCGCUUCAGCGAGAACGGCAAACUGGUCAUCGAUAUCCUAGUCAACAAUGCCGGUGUGGGAAGCGACUAUCCUCUUGGAAAGGUUCCCGUAUCCGAAUUUCACCGUAUCUACGCCGUAAACGUCCUCGCACCUAUUCUCGUCACCCAGGCCGCGCUGCCUUACCUCCCUCAUGACCGCUCCGGUCGAAUCAUCAAUAUCAGCAGCGUUGCUUCCAGCAUAGGUUUUGCCACGCAUACUCUCUUCGGAGGUACCAAGGCUGCACUGGAAGCAAUGACCCGUACUUGGGCUCGGGAGCUUGCUGAGCGUGCGACUGUGAAUGCUGUCAACCCGGGUCCUGUUGAGGGUGGUAUGUAUUUUGCUACUGGUGAGAAGUUCUGGAAACAGAUGGAGCCUUUCCAGUUGAACUGCCUACUAUCUGCGGUCCGAGAGGGUGUCGAUGACCCUUCGCUGGUUAAGUUGGCAGUCGAGGAGAUGGGCGGUCGGCGCCCUGCUUACUGGAAGGAAAUCGCGACUGUUGUCGGUAUGCUGUGUGGAUCUGAUUCUGCUUGGACAACUGGGAGUUUUAUUUCUUGCAAUGGCGGUUUCAAGUUCCAGACCUAA